UGUGCUAUGAGGCUUUCCCGGUUUUCUCGUCACCGAGUUUCGUCAUGCAGUCCUCUGAGUGAGAAGGAGUAGGGGAUACCGUGGUCCCGGCCCUCUUCGUACUAUGCCCGCCGGCGUGCCUUGGUCCACCUACUUGAAGACGCUGGCUGCCAGCAUGCUGGCUAUGUUCGCCGGCGCUGAGGUCGUGCACAGGUACUACAGGCCUGACCUUAGUAUUCCUGAAAUACCUCCUAAGCCUGGAGAACUGAAAACGGAACUGUUGGGUCUAAAAGCACGAUCAGACAAAGUUCAGACUUCACAACAGUGACCAGAAUUUACUUAUGUUGUGAAAAGUAGAACUGAUAAAAUAUUUGCUCAACUGUCUCAGCUGCAGAAAUCCAGAUGUGAAUUAGUGUUAGUACUUGUGUGUUUUCUUUAAGCAGUUGCAGGUAGCAUUAAAGUAAACAUACGAUGAAUGCUGUUAAGUCCAGUUGUUUGGUUGUGUGCCAAAAUGUAAGAUUUAUCUUAAUUGCAGU
Indicator indicator is the source of this 515-nucleotide messenger RNA. RefSeq names its product ubiquinol-cytochrome-c reductase complex assembly factor 6. The record is from RefSeq and is a predicted model, not a curated record. Gene Ontology annotation, cellular component: mitochondrion. NCBI's taxonomy places the organism in Eukaryota, Metazoa, Chordata, Aves, Piciformes, Indicatoridae. The transcript has 2 exons. Gene Ontology annotation, biological process: mitochondrial respiratory chain complex III assembly. Bases 104 to 307 code for a protein of 67 amino acids.